AUGUUUAGGACACUCUCCAGUGAGAUAAAAAGAGAAAGUGCGCUCAUGAGGAAUGAUGCACACUCCAGUGAGAAAGGAAAGAAGAGUGUCCGACACGUAUCCGGAUUUAAGGGUGAGCUCACAGCUGGUGGUUAUGGAGGGGGAGGCCCAGGCUACGGUGGUGGAUACGGGCCAGGUGGUGGUGGUGGUGGUGUUGUGAUCGGUGGUGGAUUUGGCGGUGGUGCUGGGUAUGGGUCCGGUGGUGGUUUAGGUUGGGAUGGAGGCAACGGAGGAGGCGGUCAGGGAUACGGGUCAGGUGGUAUCGGAGGUGGAGUCGUCAUUGGCGGUGGAGGUGGUGGGUGUGGCGGUUCAUGCGGUGGUGGCGGAGGAGGAUAUGGACACCACGGAGCCAGCAUGAAGGAAUCAGGCAAAAACUAGAAGAAAACAAAACAUGCAGCUUUCUUUAGGUCGUUUUCGGACGAAGAAUAAGGAUGAUGUAGUUUAGCAUCUUGACCAUGUUUAGGAGUUUGUAAUGGCAUCACUUCUAAUGGAAUAAAGAACCUAAUAGUUUCUGCAAAAAAAA
Camelina sativa (false flax) is the source of this 562-nucleotide messenger RNA. The record is from RefSeq and is a predicted model, not a curated record. NCBI's taxonomy places the organism in Eukaryota, Viridiplantae, Streptophyta, Magnoliopsida, Brassicales, Brassicaceae.